AUGUCUUCGGAGCCAGCGUCGGACACCGACGCCGGCAGGAGAGGCCUCAAGAAGCCGUGUUCGUUCAGCAUCGAGGACAUCCUUUCUAGCCCAGCAGAGAAGAGCCCCCAGGUUCUGGUCCCACUGUGCCUGCGGGGCAUCUUGGACUGCGCACCCAAGGGGCUGUGUGAGCUGGAGACCAUCCCAGCCAGCUCCCUGCAGGAGGAGGAGGAAGAGGAGGAGGAAGAGCUGGAAAGUGCAGGUUGCAACUGCUGCUGCUGUUCCCACACGAGCGCCCGUUCCCUGCAGGACUUGCCGAGUUGGCUGGAUGCCCGGUUCCCCUGGCCCAUGCGUCUCUUCCAGUCGGCAGUCAGGGUCUGUAAGAGCCCCCAGGGGAACGCGAGUGAGCUGCAGACUUUUCACCAGAUCCAGCGCCGGACGCGCCGGCAUCGCACCAUAUUCACCGAGGACCAGUUGCAGGCCCUGGAGACGCUUUUCCAUCAGAACCAGUAUCCAGAUGUCAUCACCCGCGAGCACCUGGCAAACCGCAUUCACUUAAAGGAGGAGAGGGUAGAGGUGAGAUCCUGCCACUCGGGCUUAGAGAAAAUCAUUCAGCGAGAUUUCUUUCCUGAUGUGGAGAAGCUGCGAGCGCAGAAGGAAUAUCUGGAGGCGGAAGAAAAUGGUGACUUGGAGAAAAUGAGACAAAUUGCUAUCAAGUUUGGCUCCUCCUUGGGUCGAUCAUCAAGGGACACACCUGCUGCACCCUAUGUUACUCCAGCCACGUUUGAAACCCCAGAAGUACGUCCGGGUGGCCUUCCACUGGGGAAUAAAUCCAAAGCUGGCAUCAAAGCUGGGGAAGAAGGAGAAGCAGAAAAAGAUGAUAAGGACGCACUUCCCAGUCUGGACAGCUUCUUAGCAAAACACACCAGUGAAGAUAAUGCUUCGUUUGAGCAGAUCAUGGAAGUGGCCAAAGAGAAGGAGAAAGUCAAGCAUGCUUGGCUGUACAGUGCAGAAGAGGAGUAUGCACAGCGACGAAAUGAGAACCUGGCACUUCCUUCAGCAGAGCAGCAAGCUCUGGAGAAUGUGAAAGCCGGACUGGAGACCUGGGAGUACACAGCUCGAAACACCCUCAUGUAUUAUCCAACAGGUGUACCUGAUGAGGAAGAUGUAUUCAAGAAGCCCAGGGAAGUUGUCCAUCGAAACACCCGUUUUGUGAAGGACCCUUUUAGCCAAGCCGUGAGCAAAUCUCAGCUCCAACAAGCUGCAGCUCUCAAUGCUCAGUACAAACAGGGCAAAGUGGGACCAGAUGGGAAGGAACUAAUACCCCAAGAGUCUCCAAAAGUGAAUGGAUAUGGAUUUGUGGCUACCCCCUCUCCUGCCCCUGGUGUGAAUGAGUCUCCUUUUAUGACAUGGGGUGAAAUCGAAAGCACCCCUUUGCGUCUAGAAGGCUCAGAAACGCCGUAUGUGGACAGAACACCUGGACCAGCCUUCAAGAUCCUGGAGCCUGGGCGCCGUGAGAGGUUAGGACUCAAGAUGGCCAAUGAAGUGGCAGCUAAAAACCGAGCAAAGAAGCAGGAGGCCCUUCGAAAAGUGACAGAAAACUUGGCCAGCCUCACUCCAAAAGGACUAAGCCCAGUAAUGUCACCAGCUUUGCAAAGACUAGUAAACAGGACUGCAAGUAAAUAUACCGACAAAGCCCUGCGAGCCAGCUAUACUCCUUCCCCUGCCCACACAGGAACUCCUGGUUACAAGACCCCGGCAAAUGGGCCUCAUACACCCACAAGCACCCCGCAAUCUAGGACAGUAUCUCAGACGCCAGUAUCUCAGGAUACUACAUCGAUCACAGACAAUUUACUGCAGCUUCCUAAGAGAAGGAAGGCAUCUGAGUUCUGAAUAUUCCUCUCACCAGCAAGGCGAUAGUGAACUGGCUGUGCUCAGCUGGCAGACAGCUGGAUGUUGUGAGCCAUCGGUUGUAAGGGGUGUCUAGAUACAGCUGCCAGAAUGGAAGCCAGCAGUUACAAGAUCUGGGACCAGCACUACUCUAGACUAUAUAGCUAAAGUAGCCUGUGAUAUGCUUUUUGGAAGCAGAGUAUCUCUUGCUGUGGUAUAACUCCGCUUUGAACUGCAUAGUGGGAUACACAGGGCUGCUGAAGCAAAAGGAUCCUUCUUGCAGUGGCAGAGAAGAUUCUGGCUUUUGGAAAACGGCGAUAGUUUUUUAAAGAUAUAUUUCUCUUUUUAAGAUGGCCAUGCAUUUAAAUAAGUUUCUGUACAGAUAUGUCUAUUUAUAAAAUGUGGUAAGCCUUCC
Messenger RNA from Charadrius vociferus (killdeer), 2284 nucleotides. It is a transcript of the gene ESS2, whose product is annotated as DiGeorge syndrome critical region gene 14. Gene Ontology annotation, molecular function: DNA binding. NCBI's taxonomy places the organism in Eukaryota, Metazoa, Chordata, Aves, Charadriiformes, Charadriidae. Bases 1 to 1872 code for a protein of 623 amino acids. The record is from RefSeq and is a predicted model, not a curated record. Gene Ontology annotation, cellular component: catalytic step 2 spliceosome. The transcript is spliced from 11 exons.